This is a messenger RNA of Selaginella moellendorffii, 1884 nucleotides long. RefSeq names its product pentatricopeptide repeat-containing protein At4g02750. The coding region runs from base 1 to 1884 and encodes 627 amino acids. Gene Ontology annotation, molecular function: protein binding. The transcript has a single exon. The record is from RefSeq and is a predicted model, not a curated record. NCBI's taxonomy places the organism in Eukaryota, Viridiplantae, Streptophyta, Lycopodiopsida, Selaginellales, Selaginellaceae.
AUGGGAUGUCCCUUGAUCCAGCAGCUUAGGUCUUGCAAUUCCCUGGCCGAGGCUCAUCAAAUUCACGCCCAGAUCCGUUGCGACGGCCUGGGCGUCGAUUCCUACACCUGCAAUGUGAUGAUCCAGGCCUAUGGUCGAUGCGGCAGCGCCCAGCAAGCCCGAUUGAUCUUCGAUGCAAUGAAGAGCAGGGACAAAUUCUCCUGGGACUCGAUCCUCACGGCCUACACCCGCAAUGGGCACCUGGAAGAAGCCUGGUUGAUCUACAACGCCAUGGAGGAAUGGGGGCUCUUUGCGAUGAAUGCGAUGCUGGGCGCGCUGGCGUCGAUCGGCAGCAUCCACGAUGCCAAGCAAUUCUUCGAUUCGAUGCCCGGGAGGGACCUUGUCUCCUGGACGCUGCUGCUCAACGCCCUGACACGACUGGGGCUCUUGGACGAGGCCCAGGAGCUCUUCAAUCGAUUCCCCGAGACUGAUCUAGUGGCCUGGACGACGGUGUUGAUUUGGCACGCGCGUGGUGGGAGGCUAGCGCGCGCAAAAUCUCUGUUCGAUGCGAUGCCGGAGCGCGAUCUCGUCUCCUGGACUGCGUUGUUUUGGGCAUUUGCCCAGGCGGGGAAUCUCCAGGAAGCUAAAGAGCUAUUCGAUUCCAUUCCGGAACGCGACACUGUAGCGUGGACGGCCAUGAUGUCGGCGUACGGCCAGAAUGGCCACCUGAUGGAUGCCAGAAAGACGUUCGAUUCCAUUCCGGAACGGAAUAUCUACACGUGGACGGACAUGAUGAUAACAUAUGCUGAAAGCGGGCAUCUGGGUUUUGCAAAGAGAAUGUUCGAUUCUAUGCCGGAAUGGAAUCUUGUGUCGUGCACCGCCAUGCUAAUAGCUUACGCGCGAUCGGGACAUUCUAAAGAUGCCGAAAGAAUAUUCUAUGCUAUGAAAGAAACCAACACGUACACGUGGACGGCAAUGAUUGCGGCAUUUGCCCAACACGGCCAAGUGGAGAAAGCAAAGGAGCUCUUUGAGAGAAUGCCCGAGAUUAACUUGUACGUGUUAACAUCAUUGUUGUCAGCUUACGCUCAAAACGGGUAUCUUAAACACAGUAAGCUUAUCUUUGAUCAGAUGGAAGAACAUUCCAUAAUUUCGUGGAAUGUGAUGCUAGAUAUGUACGCCCAAGCCGGGCAUUUGGAGGAAUUGAAGUGCCUAUUUGAUUCUAUGCAAGAAAAAGACCUAAGUUCUUACAAUAUAAUGCUGUCAAGCUUUGCCCAACAUGGUUACCUUAAAGAAGCGAAACUAAUUUUUGAUAAAAUGGAAAUCAGAAAUCUAAUAUCAUGGACUGCCUUACUUACUGCAUAUACCCAAAACGGUCAUCUGGAUCGAGCCAAAAGGACAUUUCAAGGCUUGCUAAGCCAAGAUGUAAUCCUUUGGAACUCGAUUAUUGGUGGCUUCGCACAAAAUGUAGAGUCAAGGGAAGCGAUCCAGCUCUUUUACGAGAUGAAUCUUGUGGAAACCCCGGACGAAGUCACAUUUUUGUGUGUGCUCCUGGCGUGGUCACACAAAGGAGAGGUGUUCUCUGGAAGAAACUUGUUCCGAUCGAUUUGCUUUGAUUUUGAAAUGGCCCACAAGAAGCAGCAUUACAGCUGCUUUCUGGGAUUGCUCAGUCGAGCUGGUUACUUGAGCGAGGCUGAAGAACUCAUAGCCACCAUGCCAUUUGCGGCCGAGAAUUUAGACUGGACGUGCCUAUUAGGAGCCUGUAAGAGUUACAGGGAUGAGAAGCGAGGAAGUUUUGCGAGUCAAAACGUCUUGGGCUUGGACCCAUCGAAUGGUUCCGCUUAUGUGUUGCUAGCAAAUCUGUAUUCGGCAAAAGAGAGAAAGAAAAUUCCACAUGUCAUGUCGUGA